Eucalyptus grandis is the source of this 1361-nucleotide messenger RNA. RefSeq lists its product as hypothetical. The coding region runs from base 57 to 929 and encodes 290 amino acids. Gene Ontology annotation, biological process: spindle pole body duplication. Gene Ontology annotation, cellular component: microtubule organizing center. Gene Ontology annotation, molecular function: microtubule binding; calcium ion binding. Lineage: Eukaryota; Viridiplantae; Streptophyta; Magnoliopsida; Myrtales; Myrtaceae. The record is from RefSeq and is a predicted model, not a curated record. The transcript is spliced from 7 exons.
CAUUUCGCGACGGCCAAUCGCCAUUUUCGUCUCGAGAAUUCGGCGGGACCGCUCGAAUGGCGGCGAAGCGCCGCCCUCCCACUUCCGACGCGGAGCCCGACGGAGCGGAGGCGAGCUCGGGCUCCGAACCGGAUCCUCCGACGCUACCCGACCCGAAGGAGGCGACGCGUGUAUCGAAUUACGAGAAGCAGAGGCUGUCGAGGAUCGCGGAGAACAAGAGGAGGAUGGAGGCGCUGGGCCUCCGAAACCUGGCGAGUUCCGUGAUGGGUUCGAGUCGGAAGGCGAGAAAGGGCGACGCGAAGGGCAAAAGGAAGGUGGGCGGCGAGGACGACGACGACGACAACGACGACAAGGAUGGUGAUUACGCGCCUGCUUUGGACGGCGAUGGCGGCGAUGACGAUGAUCUUAGUGUCGACGAUGAGGAGGAUGAUCGGGAUUUUGAAGUAUCUGGGUCUGGUAAGACAAAGGUAAAGAGAAAAGUGUCCAAACCAAGGAAGAAACCUCAGACCAAAAAGUUACUGAAUAAGUUGGAUUAUGUUGAUGAUGAUGCUGAAUUGGCGAAGGCCAUUGUGCUGUCUCUGCAUGAUUCUGCUGGAGUUUCAGGAACAGUGAGCUCAGGGCCUUCUAAAAAUGAGGCUGGUGUAGAUCUUAAAGGCAGAGUAGAAAAGACUCAGGAAAAUCCUAGGAUGCUGAAGAGGAGAAAAACGUUUACCAGCCGGGUGAAGAUGACUGAGGACGAGCUGAUUAUGCAUUUCUUUCAGUUUGAUGAAGCGGGGAAGGGUGGCAUCACUGUGCAUGAUUUAGCCAAAGUUGCUGAUGCUCAUGAUUUUACAUGGACAGACGAGGAACUAGCCAACAUGAUUCACUGCUUUGAUAGCGAUGGAGAUGGAAAGCUAAGUCUUGAUGAUUUCUCGAAGAUUGUCCAUUGAUGCAACAUGAUACAAGGUUCUGAAAGCUCCUAAGUGGUUAAGAAUGCCAAGUCUACCUACUGUUCAGAUCAGGAGGGAUUGAUCAAGAGUUCAUUUUUCUGCCGGGUUCUGUUUCAACAGCAAGAAAAGAGGCACCUAAGUAAGCGAGAGAUAGAAUCUAGAUAGUAGCUUGAUCCGCUAGCUGUAGUGAAGAUGUAUAUAGUAUAAGUCAGAGCUUUCAUAGAUAACUCACCAAAUGCUGGUUGUAUUUAUAUCUUUCACCAAAUUCUGGUUGUAUUACUAUCUUAGACAACAGAAUUAUCUGUGGCUUUUACAAGCUGAUCUAUUUGAGGUUGGGAUUAGUGUGACAGCAGAUUAUAGCUUGCUUAACCUUUUGGGCCAGUUGAAUUAUCUGUUGCAUUGUUUUAUACAAAGAAUGAGUACUCUAAAGAA